AUGUGGAACAAGUCCAAGGUCAACCCAUUGGGAGAAACUACCUUGAAGAUCAUGAACCCAAAGAAUGAAGAAGAAACCGUGGUCGAUUUUAUUGUUGUCCCAAACAAUUAUAGCUGUCUUCUGGGUCUGUCAACUAUACAACAAAUGGGACUACUUACAAUCAAUGAUGGCAACUUCAUAGCCCAUAUAAGCACUGACGCUAAUCAGUUAGGAUCGUUGGGAGAAACACAACUACAUGUUGAUCCAAAUGUCCCACCAAGAGCACUUCCAUGUAGGAAACUGCCACUAGCAUUGCAAGAGAAUGUUAAGGAGGAACUUAACCACAUAGUUGAAGCUGGCGUACUGGUGCCUGUGGAAGAACCAACUGCUUGGGUAAGCCAAAUGGCAGUUGUAAAGAAACCAAACGGAUCUUUGAGAAUCUGUAUUGACCCACAAUCAUUAAAUGCAGCCCUGCAAAGAGAGCACUACAAGCUACCAACACUAGAUGAUGUUCUACCUAGUCUCAGCCAAGCACGAGUAUUUAGCAAACUCAAUGUGAAACAAGCCUACUGGCAUGUCCAACUGGACAAUGAAUCUAGCUUACUCACCACCAUGAUUACACCAUUUGGACGAUACAGAUGGGCCCGGCUCCCAUUUGGGCUCAAGGUCAGCAGUGAGAUAUUUCAAAGAAAGCUCAAUGAGGCACUUGUUGGUCUCAAUGGUGUGAUAUGCAUUGCAGAUGAUCUGGUUGUGUAUGGGAGUGGCAACACAAGAGAAGAAGCUGAUGCUGAUCAUGAGCAGAACCUCCUGGCACUGCAAGAAAGAUGCGCAUAA
Messenger RNA from Paramuricea clavata, 813 nucleotides. The record is from the annotation of a GenBank genome assembly. NCBI's taxonomy places the organism in Eukaryota, Metazoa, Cnidaria, Anthozoa, Malacalcyonacea, Plexauridae.